AUGAUUUGGGAGGUUCGUUCAAGGGCGAAGGCAAUUCGACUAAGGUGUAUUGUAAUGCAGGCUGCCGACGUUGUCGUCAACGAGAUCAAGGCUGCUGGCGGUAAGGCCGUCGCAAAUUACGAUUCGGUCGAGAAUGGCGAAAAGAUUAUCGAGACGGCAAUUCAGAGCUUCGGUCGUAUCGAUAUACUGAUCAACAAUGCUGGUAUCCUCAGGGAUAUCAGCUUCAAGAAUAUGAAGGAUGACGACUGGGAUCUGAUUAUGAAGGUGCACGUCAAGGGAUCCUACAAGUGCGCACGCGCAGCGUGGCCUUAUUUCAGAAAGCAAAAAUACGGUCGUGUUAUCAACACUGCCUCCGCUGCCGGCCUGUUCGGUAGCUUCGGCCAGACCAAUUACUCAGCUGCCAAACUGGCCAUGGUUGGCUUCACCGAAACAUUGGCCAAGGAAGGUGCCAAGUACAACAUUCUAUCCAACGUAAUUGCACCAAUCGCCGCCAGCAGAAUGACACAAACUGUCAUGCCGCCUGACGUUUUGGAGAAUCUGAAGCCUGACUGGGUUGUACCCCUUGUCGCCGUCCUGGUACAUAAGGAUAACACUGAUGAGAACGGUUCCAUCUUCGAGGUUGGAGGUGGCCACGUUGCGAAGCUGCGCUGGGAAAGGUCAAGCGGCCUACUUCUCAAAGCUGAUGACAGUUAUACGCCUGGAGCUAUUCUCAAGAAAUGGGAUCAGGCUAUCGACUUCUCCAACCCUCAAUACCCAUCCGGUCCCAAUGAUUUCUUAACUCUUCUUGAAGACUCCAUGAAGAUGGGCCCCAAUGAUCAGGGUGAAAAGCUGGAUUUUACGGGUCGCGUUGCCCUUGUUACCGGCGGGGGUGCUGGUAUCGGCCGGGCUUACAGUCUGGCGUUCGCCAAGCAUGGCGCUUCUGUUGUUGUCAAUGACCUGGCCAACCCCGACGAUGUAGUAAACGAGAUCAAGAAACUUGGCGGCAAGGCUGUUGGUGUCAAGGCAUCAGCAGAGGAUGGCGAAACCGUUGUCAAAGCCGCUGUGGAUGCUUUUGGCCGCAUUGACAUUGUUGUUAACAAUGCAGGUAUUCUCCGUGACAAGGCAUUUAACAAUAUGGACGAUAGCCUGUGGGACCCCGUCCUGAAUGUCCAUCUCCGCGGCACCUACAAAGUUACCAAGGCGGCCUGGCCUUACUUCCUGAAGCAAAAGUACGGCCGUGUCAUCAACACCACUUCUACCUCGGGUAUUUAUGGCAACUUUGGCCAAGCUAACUAUGCCGCUGCAAAAUGCGGUAUUCUUGGAUUUUCUCGCGCCCUUGCACUUGAAGGGUACAAGUACAACAUCUACGUCAAUACUAUUGCGCCUAACGCCGGUACGGCUAUGACGAGGACUAUCAUGCCGGAGGAGAUGGUACAGGCCUUCAAGCCAGAUUAUAUUGCUCCCAUUGUUCUCGCCCUCUGCAGUGACAAGGUUCCGAAGAACCCUACGGGUGGCUUGUACGAGGUCGGCAGUGGCUGGGUUGGCCAGACCCGCUGGCAGAGAAGCGGCGGUCACGGCUUCCCCGUCGACGUUCCCUUGACUCCCGAAGAGGUGUUGAAGCACUGGGAUUCCAUCCGUAAUUUCGAGGAUGGCCGUGCUGACCAUCCUGAGAAGACUCAGGACGGUCUUCAGAAGGUCAUGGCCAACAUGGAAAACAAGAGCAACAAGCAAGAGAAACCGUCUGAAGGUGACAGUCAAUACCUCGAAGCUAUUAAGGCGGCAAUGAAGGCCGAACCUCAAGGCACCGAAUUCAAGUACGAGGAGCGCGACGUUAUGUUGUACAACCUUGGAAUCGGUGCUAAGCGCAACGAGCUGAAAUAUGUCUUCGAAGGUGCCGACGACUUCCAAGUUAUCCCAACCUUUGGCGUUAUCCCUCCUUUUGGGACUGAAAUGCCUUACAACUUUGACGACAUCGUUCCAAACUUUUCCCCCAUGAUGCUGUUGCAUGGAGAACAGUAUCUUGAGAUUAAGAAAUACCCCAUCCCCACCGCCGCGAAGCUUGUAUCCUACGGCAAGCUGCUUGAGGUCGUUGACAAAGGCAGCGCUGCCAUUGUCAAAAAUGGUAUCACAACAGUCAAUGCUGAGACUAAGGAGCCCAUUUUCUACAAUGAGAUGACGGUAUUCCUUAGGGGCUGUGGUGGCUUUGGCGGCCAGAAGAAGCCAGCUGAUCGCGGCCCUAGCACGGCUUCCAACAAGCCUCCUUCUAGACAUCCCGAUGUCGUGGUUGAGGAGAAGACAACUGAAGAACAGGCGGCGUUGUACCGACUAAGUGGAGACUAUAACCCUCUUCACGUAGACCCUGCCUUUGCUAAGAUGGGAGGCUUCAAGGCACCUAUCCUUCAUGGUUUGUGCUUCUUCGGUAUUGCUGGCAAGGCCAUUUACGAACGUUUCGGUCCCAUCAAGAACAUCAAAGUACGAUUUGCCGGCACUGUUAUUCCUGGCCAGACUCUCGUGACGGAGAUGUGGAAGGAUGGUGGCAAGAUCAUCUUCCAGACUAAGGUCAAGGAAACGGGCAAACUGGCCAUCGGCGGCGCCGCAGCCGAGUUAGUAGCCGAUAAGAGCAAAAUCUAA
This is a messenger RNA of Colletotrichum truncatum, 2610 nucleotides long. NCBI's taxonomy places the organism in Eukaryota, Fungi, Ascomycota, Sordariomycetes, Glomerellales, Glomerellaceae. The record is from RefSeq and is a predicted model, not a curated record.